Erinaceus europaeus (western European hedgehog) is the source of this 7375-nucleotide messenger RNA. RefSeq names its product synaptotagmin 7 (gene SYT7). Lineage: Eukaryota; Metazoa; Chordata; Mammalia; Eulipotyphla; Erinaceidae. The record is from RefSeq and is a predicted model, not a curated record. Gene Ontology annotation, cellular component: synapse; membrane; synaptic vesicle. Gene Ontology annotation, molecular function: phosphatidylserine binding; calcium ion binding; clathrin binding. Gene Ontology annotation, biological process: calcium-ion regulated exocytosis; vesicle fusion; cellular response to calcium ion. The transcript is spliced from 13 exons. Bases 832 to 2892 code for a protein of 686 amino acids.
UGGGCAGUCUUGCAGACGAGGGGUGCGGCUGGGAGGUCCGUUGUCCUCUUCUGCGGCAUCGGGACAGGCGGGAAAGGGCCACCAGGGCGGGGAUCGUCCGACUCUCGACUCUCGGGGCGCGCGGGCUGGCCAGAGUGGCUGGACCGGUCGCUCCGCUCCGUUGCGCCGCUUUCCUCUCCGGGUUUUGCAGGCACCCGCCCGCCUCUUGGGGACCGCGGCGGAGCCCAGCCCGGAGCUGACGCCCUGCAAGCCACCGCCCCGCGGAAAACGCGGACUGGAUUUCAGAGCGGAGCCAGAGGGCCCCUCGGAGGCGGCGGCGGCCGGGGCCGGUGGGGAGCCGCUGCCGGGAGGGGCGCGCAGUGCGGAGAGCUGGCGAGCGCCCCGAGGAGGCGGUGGCGGCGGUGCCUUCGGGGCGGCUCGGGGCGGCGGCGGGUGCAGUGCGGUGCGCGGCCGGCGGGGGCAGCAGCGGACGGGCGGGCUCACCCCCCCCCACCGCGCUCGCUGCUCUCUCUCUCUCUCUCUCUCUCUCUCUCUCUCUCUCUCUCUCUCUCUCACACACACACACACACACACACACAUACACACACGACCCGUACACACUCACACACGCUCCGGCGCGCACACGCAGCGCAGGCAGGGAGGCGGCUCGGCGGCGGCGGCGGCGUGCUCGCGGGCGGGCGGCAGGGCUGGCGGGCGGCCCCCGCUCCCCGGCUGGGCGGCUCGGCGCAGCCCCCGCCCUCGGACCCGCCCCCGGGGGGCGCCCGGCCCCAUGCCCUGCGGCGGCGGCGGGCGGCUCUAAGGAGCCCGCGGGGAGCCGGCGACGCGGGGACCAUGUACCGGGACCCAGAGGCGGCCAGCCCAGGGGCGCCCACCCGCGAUGCCCUGCUGGUCUCUGCCAUCAUCACCAUCAGCCUUAGCGUCACCGUUGUCCUCUGCGGCCUCUGCCACUGGUGUCAGCGCAAACUGGGCAAACGCUACAAGAACUCCUUGGAGACGGUGGGCACACCAGACUCGGGGCGCACACGCAGUGAGAAGAAGGCCAUCAAUGAUCUAGACAGAGACUUUUGGAAUAACAAUGAGAGCACAGUGCAGCAGAAAUGGAGCUCCUACCCUCCCAAGGAGUUUAUUCUAAACAUUUCACCCUACGCCCCUUAUGGCGACCCACGACUGUCCCUCAAUGGCUCCCUCCUGGCCAGCGCUAAAGUGGCCGCCGCGGCAGGGCUGGCGGUGGAGCGGGAAGGCCGGUUGGGGGAGAAGCCAGCGGUGCCGCCCGGAGAGGACGCCUCAAGAAGCGGCGGCGGGGCUGCCCCCAGCGCGCCGGGCAGCAGCGGCAAGGCGGGGAGAGGCCGCUGGCGGACGGUGCAGAGCCACCUGGCCGCAGGGAAGCUCAACUUGUCCAAUUUCGAGGACUCCACCCUGUCCACGGCCACUACCCUUGAGUCUAUUCCCAGCUCCACGGGAGAGCCGAAAUGCCAACGACCCCGAACCCUGAUGCGGCAGCAGAGUCUGCAGCAGCCGCUGAGCCAGCACCAGCGGGGCCGGCCGCCCAGCCAGCCCACCACCAGCCAGAGUCUGGGGCAGCUGCAGGCCCAUGCGGCCUCGGCGCCCGGCCCCAACCCCCGGGCCUACAGCCGUGGCCAGGCUCGGCAGGGCGCCACAGCAGGCUCCAAGUACCGGGCUGCCGGCAGCCGCAGCUCCAGCUCCAACCCGGGCAGCUGGGACCACAUGGUGGGGCAGAUUCGAAACCGAGGCUUGGACAUGAAAUCCUUCCUGGAAGGCCGGAUGGUGGUGCUAUCCUUGGUCUUAGGGCUUUCGGAGCAGGAUGACUUUGCCAGUAUCCCUGACCUGCAAAACCCAGGAACCCAGCAGAACCAGAACGCUCAGGGGGACAAGAGGUUGCCUCCAGGUGGGAAGGCAGUAAACACAGCCCCGGUGCCAGGACAGACGCCCCACGAUGAGUCUGACCGCAGGACCGAGCCCCGCUCCUCUGUGUCGGACCUCGUCAACUCCCUCACCAGCGAGAUGCUCAUGCUCUCCCCAGGCUCCGAGGAGGACGAGGCCCACGAGGGCUGCAGCCGAGAGAACCUGGGCCGGAUCCAGUUCAGCGUCGGCUACAACUUCCAGGAGUCCACGCUGACGGUGAAGAUCAUGAAGGCACAGGAGCUGCCGGCCAAGGACUUCAGCGGCACCAGCGACCCCUUCGUCAAGAUCUACCUGCUGCCUGACAAGAAGCACAAGCUGGAGACCAAGGUGAAGCGCAAGAACUUGAACCCCCACUGGAAUGAGACCUUCCUCUUUGAAGGUUUCCCCUACGAGAAGGUGGUGCAGAGGGUCCUCUACCUCCAGGUCCUGGACUACGACCGCUUCAGUCGCAAUGACCCCAUUGGGGAGGUGUCCAUCCCCCUCAACAAGGUGGACCUGACCCAGAUGCAGACCUUCUGGAAGGAUUUGAAGCCAUGCAGCGAUGGGAGUGGUAGCCGAGGGGAGCUGCUCUUGUCUCUUUGCUACAACCCCUCUGCCAACUCCAUCAUCGUCAACAUCAUCAAAGCCCGGAACCUCAAAGCCAUGGACAUCGGGGGCACAUCAGACCCCUACGUGAAGGUGUGGCUGAUGUAUAAGGACAAGCGGGUGGAGAAGAAGAAGACGGUGACGAUGAAGAGGAAUCUGAACCCCAUCUUCAACGAGUCCUUUGCCUUCGACAUCCCCACGGAGAAGCUGCGGGAGACCACCAUCAUCAUCACCGUCAUGGACAAGGACAAGCUCAGCCGCAAUGACGUCAUCGGCAAGAUCUACCUGUCCUGGAAGAGUGGGCCUGGGGAGGUGAAACACUGGAAGGACAUGAUCGCCCGCCCACGCCAGCCCGUGGCCCAGUGGCACCAGCUGAAAGCCUGAGAGGGGCCACAACUGUCCUGGGGAGCCGAGGGCCUGGGCCCCCAUCAUGUCCUCACCACUUUAUGCACAAGGCCCGGCCUGGCCCCCUCUGCCGCCUAGGGUGAGGGGAGGACCUUGAGGGCUUGGCCAGGGAGUGGUCCCAGGAACUCAUGGGGGCCCUCCUGUUUCUAGGAAGUACCAGUCCCACCCCUGCUGGUCCAGCUCUGGGGGAGGGGCUCGGGGAGCCAUUUUCCUGCUUUGCCCUUUCCCUCCUUGACUUGCUGAUGCUACAGAAGUGGGGGAGGUAUACAUAUGGCCCCUGCUGAUCCCUCCAGAGGCCCGCCAGGUGGGCACCAGCCCCCGUUUUCUUUAAGGCAGUGCCUGGAGUGGAGAGAGGCCGCCCCUACCCCCAGCUGCCCACAUGCCCCCCACCCUGGGAGGUGGGGGGACCAGGAGAGAGGGGAAGCCGAGGCGUUUGGCCCGGCCUGGCCAGGACAGGCUUGUCCCCCCUGGGUGACUUAGGGUGCCAGUGGGGUCCUGAAGGCCAAGGGUAGCAGGGAGCCUAUUUCAGGCUCUUGGAGCCGCAACUUGUGUACUCGUGUUGUGUCCACCGUAUGUGCGUGUGUGCGUGCGUGCAUGUGUGUGUGUGUGUCUGUCUGUCUGUCUCUGAGGGGGGCGCUCACUCCCCGUGCCCCUGGGGUUGGCAGGGCAGAGGACUAUGCAGACAGGGCAGUGUGUCGGGACGUGAGGCCAGGAGUCAGGCACGGCAGGUGAGGGGGUUGGGGGGAGACAGAUGCCAGAAGAGCCAAGAUUUGGGUGGCUUCCAGCUCCUGACACCCCCAGCCACCACCCCCUCUGCUGGGAGCCCCUCCUUGGCCCCACACACCCUCGUGCAACCAUCUUGUUUCUCCACCAUGGUUCCACUUCCCUCCGUGUCCCCAGGACUCCCGUGCUCCCUCUCUUCUCAGGGGCCCCAAACCCCUGUGCUCCCCACCCCCAUUACCACAGCUCAGGCAUGCUGGCAGUCUGCUCCAUUCUGCCCAGCUUCCUGCCCCUCCCUCGCUAUGCUCGGAGACCCUCCCUGCCACCCCCUUCCCUGACCUGUCUGGAUCAGGCAAAGGAAACAGGGAACCUUCUAGAGUGGAGUUCUGAGGUUACCUCUCCCUGCCCCCCAAGGCCAGGCUGGUCUCUCCUCCCCAGCUGCUGCAGAAGCUAAAACUGGCCUCCCGCUGGAGGCGGCGGAUUUCAGGCUGAUCCCUACUUAAGCCUGCUCACCUCCUCAGCAGUCCUCUGUUGAUAAGAAACUGCUAGUUGAUGACAGGUUCAAAUCCCCGGUGGCCUGAGCCUGGCCGGCAGGCCCGCACCCACCACUAGGUGGCGCCAGGACAUCACGGUCUGGGCCACAGUUCUGACUCCGCCCUCUCCCCCUGGGGCCUGACACCCCAGGAAAGGAGACUAUGGAAAAGGGUGCCACCUGAGAGGGCAUUACAGCAUCAUAGGUGUGGGGUAAGGGUGGGGAACAUUUCCCUCUAGUCGGUUCCCCCGAGCUGAGCCUGUUGCACUGCGCACAGUGGACGGGGCAGGCUGAUCCCCCUACACCCACCCCCGUGGACAUAUUUUUCUUAAAUGGCAUCUCCCACCCCUGCCCUCGCCCCCUACCUCACCCCACCCUACCUGCACCCCUCUCCCGGGGGCCCCGGAGGAAUGUCUUACUAACUAGGUGAAUCAUUUUGUAGAGUGCUCAUGUAAAGCAGUCACCCACAUUCCUUUGUAAAUCCACAGUUUUUCUGUUAUUGUAGCUUUGCUUAAAAGUGGGGGCAAGGAAGGGGGGGUCCUGUGGUCGGUCUGCACCUUCUUUUCUUUUUCGGGAGCGGCCAGGGACCAGCGCCCAGCAGGGACGUGAGGCGGCGGCCCCCGGGUUGUGUGAGACAGAGGGGGUGCGAGGGGGACAGGACUCGCCUGGGUUUCCUGUGUUCCCCCCAGCCCCAGGUCGUGAGUGCGCCCCAGGCUGAUGGAACCCACCAGAGCUGGGUGGGCGGGGAGAUUGCUUUUAGCUCCGCCCACAUCUCUAUUAGCCAAUCAUAUGCGGAGGGCGUCUACGGGGCUGGGUUGAUUCCCUAUCUGACUCUACCCAAGUACCUGGAGCAACCCUGCCUCGCAGUUCUGCAGAUCCUACUAUGUAUGGGUGGAGAGGCAAGGGAAGGUGGGGAUGAGAUAGGGUGAGGGCAGCGGGGCCAUCUAAGAAAUGGGGGAGGUUGGGGGGUGGAAGAAUGCGGGGUGGGGACCCCCCGAGCACCGGCGUCCAGCCACCAGCCCAGGACCUUGGGCCAAUCACCCACACUCCCGGGGCCUCAGUUUCCCCAUUUGUAAAAUGAUGGUAAUAAUACUUUCACCUACCUCAUGGGGGAGGUUGUGAGGCCGCGGUCACCUGACCUGGGAGUGGAAGUCAGUGGACUCUGAAGGUGUUGCCCACCCUUGGAGCAGCAAAGUAUUAUUACAUCGGGCUCCCCCGUUGGCCCCCAAAUUCCCCCCCACCACCACCACUCCCAGCACCUCCCGCAUGAGCAGAGGCUGGCCUGGGUCCACCUGUCUCUUAACACCAUACCCCAGGUCCCCUCCUGAGUGUCACCUGCCGUAUUUGUGGGCGCCCUAGACUCAGCCCACCUCUUAUUUGGGAACCCUCUUCCCAAGUUUCUGCUGUAUCAAUGCCAUCUUCCCCAGGGCUUCCCAUCCUGCCCACCAGUGCCAGAGGCCAGGAAAGGGACACAGAAAACAGAUACACACACACACAAUAAUAACAUUACAAAGCUAAGGUGGGAAGAUCCAGAGCCCCCAACCCAGCUGGGCCUCCCAGGGGUGGGCAUUGGUUACUGCUGUUUGUAUCGUGUUUGAGUCCUUGAACACAAGUGUUUUAUAAAAAAUAAAAAACCACUUUCAUGAAGGAAAAGAAAAACAGCAAAGAGAAAUGAAGGGGAUGAAAAAAAAAAAAAGGAAAAAGAACCAUACAAAAAAAAAAUCUACCACAUGCACCCUCUAAGCCAGCAAGAUCUCUUUCCUCUUUGCAGAAUCAUAUUUUUGUGGGGAAGGGCCCUGCUUUUUGUGGCGAGGCCUGUUCUGACUAAUAAAGGAUCGUGAAAAAGCAGGGCCUUGGCUGUUUCCUGCGUUGAGUCCCUGCCAUUCCUCACCUAGGGGAGAGGCAGUGGGGUGAUGGGGCUGGGCAGACUGAGACUGAGUCUCCCUGGCCCUACGUGUCACCUUUCAGAGCUGGCUUGGCCGAAGGCCUCACCUCUAGAAAACAAAGCCACCCACGGUCCAGGGUGCCCCAGCCACUCAGUCUGGAUCAAGCCCAAAGCAAAGUCUGUCGGGAGUAGAAUCAAUGGAGACCUGAGAGGUACUUCCUGUAGCUCAUCCAGCCUGAGAACCCCUCUCUCAGUUCCCAGGGGGACCCUCACCACCCCCCUAAAGCAGGUUAGAUGAGCCAAAGAUGGACACUCCAGCCCUUGCCCAUACCCCAACUCUGGCUGGGCCACUGUGACUUCCGGCCAGCUGCGUCCUCCUUCCGCUCCUAGGCAGGAAAUGUCAAGAGUCUGCUGGCUGGACUUGUAGGUUCACCCCUUUGAACUGCAAACAGCCCUUCAGCUCUGAGGGGCCCAGGGCCAGUCCCAGCUGCUGCCACCACUCCCCCUCCACACUCCUUCCUCCACCAUGUGACUGUAGCCAGCCAUUCCUUCUUCAGGUCUGCUUCCUCGGUCCACAACAAAGCAAUAACCAUCCCAGCCCCUUCCCAGCCUGCCCUCCACAUGUGCAGGGGAAACCGAGGCCCACAGCUCUCUCAGGGUCCUUCAGAAGGAAGGUGCUACAUCUGUCGCAGGCACAAAUGAGACUAGCGCACCUUUGUCAUCAUCCCGCCCUGGCCUGAAGGGGACCAUCACCCUCCCCCCACUCCCUCCCUGCCCCCCAGCAUCUGAGGCAGCAGCUGCUUCAUGGUUUCAUCCACCUAUGUGCCCCACUGGUUUCUUACAACCUGGUUUAAACGCCCCAAAAAUGGGGUUGUCAUAUCCUUCUGUUUCUGGUCCCUGUCCCCGAGGUUAGAGGGAAGCCCAGGGUCAGGUAAGUAGUCUCUAGAGCUCCCCUUUCGCCAGAAUGUCCUCUGCUCAGGAUUUCUAUGGAAACAAGCCUGAACACGGGGACACUGCUGUGUUAUCUGACAACUCCCUCCCGGGUGCCCUGCUUCCUGGAGGGCCACCCCAAACACCCACCUGCUCUCCUUUCUCCCCCAAAAGACACCCAGAAAGACAACGCUUGAACACGCCAUGCAUUCCAGCCUGUGGUCCCCUCACCCGCUGCCUGUGUCCCCGAGACGCCCUACCCCUUGUGUCUGUGGCCUGUGUGUCUGUGUCGUGUCUGUCUAGAUUGUGAGCCCCCCUUCCUGGGCAGGGACCCCUGUCUGAACACGUGUUCUGUGUGGCACAGCUCAUGUGCUAAUAAAUGUUCAUCCUUGGAA